Molecule: messenger RNA, 2066 nt
Organism: Prionailurus viverrinus (fishing cat)
Lineage: Eukaryota; Metazoa; Chordata; Mammalia; Carnivora; Felidae
Gene: SDHC
Product: succinate dehydrogenase complex subunit C
Exons: 6
Coding region: 748-1302 (184 amino acids)
Biological process (GO): tricarboxylic acid cycle; mitochondrial electron transport, succinate to ubiquinone
Cellular component (GO): membrane
Molecular function (GO): succinate dehydrogenase activity; electron transfer activity
Source: RefSeq, a predicted model, not a curated record
GUUGCGUUCGGGGCUGCACCCAGAGCCACGCUCCGAGAGAGUAAAUAGUUAGAGGACUUCGAGGUCAGCGGACCGUCGGUUGUACGACUUCGAGCUCUUAUUCGGGCCUCGGGAAGAGAGAUCUUGGUGUACUUCGCUUUUGCUUCGAACUCCUGCAGACACUAGUUGCUGGCAACGAGUGGCCACUGAGUUCCUAACGGGCCCCUGGGGGAGGGGACAGGAGUCCUGGAUCCCUACCGCGCCGGCGAUUAGAAAUAGCGCCCAUAGCGGUCGCUCUACUGUCCUAAAGCAGCCCAGGGAAUUCAGUUUCAAUUUAUCUUUCUCUGUGGGGUAGGGAGUGGAUGUCUCAGUUUUUCUAUACAACGUCAUUCGCCGCCCGGAGAAGUAUCCUAGAUUUUCUUCUGUUCUGUCCUGUCCACUGUCUAGACCUCAUUCUCCACUCAGAGCCUUUCUAGACGCGGCAACUCGAGUGACUUUAGACACUCCCGGUACAAAUCCCAGCAUAGUUUCGUGCCAGGCCUAUUUUUGGAAACUAUUUGUUAUGGAAAGUUAGUUUUAAUGUCGUUGAGAUUUAAUUCCUGAUUUCCCCAAAUGCCUUCUUAUUUCUCUUUCCACAGCAGUACACCCAGUAUAAAAAUAGAGGGACUUUAUUUAGUUUUUCUCUGUGACAGAACGAUUCCUUUCGGAGUUGAGAUCAGGAGCGGGUUAUCUUAAUCCAUCAUUUUCCUCCUUCCCUCUCAUUUCCAAAUGUAUCUUUUUUUCCUAAGGUGUUGCCAGCCCCAGUCUUGCCAGAACUGCACUCUUUAUUCCAGACAGGCUGGCCGUCAUUGCCUCCGUGCCCACCUUAGUCCUCAGCUCUGUAUCAGAAAUGCUGUUCCUUUGGGAACCACAGCCAAAGAAGAGAUGGAGAGGUUCUGGAAUAAGAACGCUGGUUUAAACCGUCCUCUGUCUCCUCAUAUCACUAUCUACAGUUGGUCGCUUCCCAUGGCGAUGUCCAUUUGUCACCGCGGUACUGGUAUGGCCUUGAGUGCAGGGGUCUCUCUGUUUGGUUUGUCGGCCCUCUUGGUCCCUGGGAACUUUGAGUCUCAUCUGGAACUUGUCAAGUCCCUGUGUCUGGGGCCAUCGCUGAUCUACACAGCCAAGUUCGCUCUUGUCUUCCCUCUCAUGUAUCACACCUGGAAUGGGAUCCGACACUUGAUGUGGGACCUCGGGAAAGGUCUGAAGAUCCCCCAGCUGUACCAGUCUGGAGUGGCUGUCUUGGUUCUUACUGUGUUGUCCUCUGUAGGGCUGGCAGCCAUGUGAAGAGUGAAGUUCCCAGCAUUGUCUUCCCAUAAAUGAUUCACUGACCUGUCUUCCUGUUGGUGACUCUCUUCUCCAGCCGAGGCGCAGUUCUCCUGAUUUCCUCAGACCCUUUGUGCUCGCACAUCCCCUUGGAGCUCAGUAGCAGUAGAUACCUUAUAGAGCCAUGGCAGUGGGAAAGGGCCCAGUUUCCCCUCGUUUCUAAAGAUGGAAUGACUCAAAAAUUCCCUUUUCCUGCCCCCAGCCUACAGCCUACUCCGGGCCUGGGAGCCCUCAUUCUCUGUCCAUAUUGGGCCUUGAUUUGUGCUGACGGUCAGCUUUUGGCUCCUUCUUCCUGAGACAGUGGAAACAAUGCCAGCUCUGUGGCCUCUGCCACGGGGACCGGGAGUGGGGCUGUGGGCGCCACCGCCUGUGGGUUGCUAGCUUAAAGGACAGUUCUGUUCACUGGUCAGAGCCCAGGGUCUUCAGCGCCCACACAGCAUGACCGAAAGCACAGGGGUGGGGGUGGCGGGGAAUUAGCCUGUCCCAGCUAGAGGGAGAUAAAGAGAAUCAGUUGACUCUUGAAGCAGGUGCUCGGGGGGGGGGGGGGGGGGGGGGGGAGAGAUACACAGCUCUUGAUGCAAAAGGAAGACCCAGAAAGUUAUCGCUGAACCUAUGAAGGGUUAUUUUUUCCCCCUGCGUUUCUGGAAAAAUGAGCCUCUUUGCUAAUCCAAGUUCGUAGGGCAUCUUUUUCUGAAACUGAAUUAAAAAAAUCGUUUUGUCUUUGA